AUGAUUUUGCAUUUAUGGGGGGGGGGGAAGAACUGUUAGUUAAUAAAACAGUUUUCCUCCCUGUCAGCUCAUGCACACUGAUUUGCAUGGCUGUGCACAGCCAUGCAAAUCAGUGUGCAUGCAGUGAAGCACACAGACACAGCCCCAUAGUAAAAUGCACACAGUUAACCCUUUGAUCUCCCCAGAUGUUAAUCCCUUUCUGCCCAGUGCCGUUAGUACAGUGUCAGUGCUUUUUAUUAGCAUUGAUCACUGUAUUGGCGCCACUGGGGAUGUCAGUGACACCAAGUCAGUUCCCCCCAGUGUCUGAAUGCGCUCCGCAGUCCUAUUAUAA
This is a messenger RNA of Staurois parvus, 331 nucleotides long. Lineage: Eukaryota; Metazoa; Chordata; Amphibia; Anura; Ranidae. The record is from the annotation of a GenBank genome assembly.